Messenger RNA from Ictalurus furcatus (blue catfish), 4078 nucleotides. RefSeq names its product histone deacetylase 1 (gene hdac1). The coding region runs from base 618 to 2165 and encodes 515 amino acids. The record is from RefSeq and is a predicted model, not a curated record. NCBI's taxonomy places the organism in Eukaryota, Metazoa, Chordata, Actinopteri, Siluriformes, Ictaluridae. Gene Ontology annotation, molecular function: histone deacetylase activity. The transcript is spliced from 14 exons.
UUUUUGUUUCAUUAACUUCAUGAAGUAAUAAAUGACAGGCUGGUGAUGGGACGACUGUUUAUUUCUGUUAUAACAUAAGUGAUAACAGGAACUAAUUUGUCUAGUGGAAGUUCAACUACAUUCAAUGUAACUAUAAGUGCUUAAAUGGUUAAAUAAGCAGAUGUGUCAUUCCUUAAUAUUUUAAGAAUUGUAAUCUUGGGCAAGUUGUUGUUGUAUAAGAAGAACAAAAUAUCUCUAUCAUGUUUUAUUCAUUACAUACCAAAUCAAAUUCACUAUUGUUUUAAAAUAAGAGAAAAUGAACUACUUAGAACUGAAAACCACAUCCUCAUUUGUUUCUGUUUGAGGGUAAGUGGACACCCAUUGUUUGGGGUUUUUUUUUUUUUUUUUUUUAUGAAUGCCAAUUAAGAGAAGCCUGAAAAAGAGAUACAAACAUAAAAAUGAAUAAAGUUUUGGCCAGUAACAAUAAUUUCACACUGGUUAAGCUGUGGGACAUUCCCACAACGUUAAAGAGUUUUGAACUGAAAGCAACAAUGUGUGAAGAAAUUGAGGGAGCAGUGUAAGGAGCUGAUUGGUGUAGAGACACGAUGGUCCCGCCCCUAAGAACGGAAAGCUGAACGAUGAUUGGUGUAGACGUGUGGAGCCAAGUUGUAGUUGAAGUGAGCUGCAGAAAGUCCGGCAGGCUUCAGCCUCAGACUGUAACCGGAGCUAAAAUGGCGCUGACUUCCCAAGGAACAAAGAAGAAAGUUUGCUAUUAUUAUGACGGUGAUGUUGGGAAUUAUUACUAUGGCCAGGGUCAUCCCAUGAAGCCUCACCGCAUCCGCAUGACCCACAACCUCCUCCUCAACUAUGGCCUCUAUAGGAAGAUGGAGAUCUAUAGGCCCCACAAAGCCAACGCUGAAGAGAUGACCAAAUACCACAGUGACGACUACAUCAAGUUCCUCCGCUCCAUCCGCCCAGAUAACAUGUCCGAGUACAGCAAGCAGAUGCAGAGAUUUAACGUGGGUGAAGAUUGCCCCGUGUUCGACGGCCUGUUUGAGUUCUGUCAGCUUUCAACAGGCGGCUCUGUCGCGGGUGCCGUGAAACUAAACAAGCAGCAGACAGACAUCGCCAUUAACUGGGCGGGCGGUCUUCAUCACGCCAAGAAGUCGGAGGCGUCCGGUUUCUGCUACGUCAACGACAUCGUGCUGGCCAUCCUGGAACUGCUCAAGUACCAUCAAAGAGUUCUGUAUAUCGAUAUCGACAUCCACCACGGCGACGGAGUAGAGGAGGCCUUUUACACCACAGACCGUGUCAUGACCGUGUCUUUCCAUAAGUAUGGAGAGUACUUUCCUGGCACAGGUGACCUCAGAGACAUCGGUGCUGGAAAGGGCAAAUACUAUGCCGUGAACUACCCACUCAGGGAUGGGAUCGAUGACGAGUCUUACGAAGCCAUAUUCAAACCUAUCAUGGCCAAAGUGAUGGAGAUGUACCAGCCGAGUGCUGUAGUGCUUCAGUGUGGUGCUGACUCUCUGUCUGGGGACAGGCUGGGCUGCUUCAACCUCACCAUCAAAGGUCACGCGAAGUGUGUGGAGUACAUGAAGAGUUUUAACCUGCCCUUGCUCAUGCUGGGUGGAGGAGGCUACACCAUCAGGAACGUGGCUCGCUGCUGGACCUAUGAGACAGCCGUGGCCCUGGAUAGCACUAUUCCUAAUGAGCUUCCAUACAACGAUUACUUUGAAUAUUUCGGACCUGACUUCAAGCUUCACAUCAGUCCCUCCAACAUGACCAACCAGAACACAAACGACUACCUAGAAAAGAUCAAGCAGCGUCUGUUUGAGAACCUGCGCAUGCUGCCUCACGCUCCCGGAGUGCAGAUGCAGGCGAUCCCAGAGGAUGCUGUGCAGGAGGACAGCGGGGACGAGGAGGACGACCCGGACAAACGCAUCCCCAUCCGUGCCCAUGAUAAGCGGAUAGCCUGCGACGAGGAGUUCUCCGAUUCCGAGGACGAAGGACAAGGCGGCCGCAGAAACGCAGCCAACUACAAGAAGGUCAAGAGAGUGAAGACCGAGGAGGAGAAAGAUGGGGAAGAGAAGAAAGGUGAGCGCACAGAUGUGAAGGAGGAAGAGAAAACCCCAGAAGAGAAAAUGGACACAAAAGGGCCAAAAGAAGAGCUGAAAACAACCUGAGCACUCGAGUCCAAACAGACGCACGAACUGAACUUGAGUUGUCCCACACACACACACACACACACGUUGUUGAUGUUAGCGUCCAAGCUAAAGACUGUAAAUUAUUUUCUAAGACUCCUUUUACUAUUUGUAUUCUUAUUGGGCGGUAUAGAUUUUUUGCAUUACACGUGUCGAAAUGUAAGAUGUAUCCUUUCCUUAUCGCAACCCCUCCCCACCCACCCCCUCGUUUUCUUUUUCCUUUUUUUUUUUUUUUUUUUUUUUUUUUGCUAUGAAUCUUUGCAUUAUUUUAUUUUUAUUAGGUAGAAAUUUACAGUAGCACCUCGAACAGGACCAGAAGCAGUAGAGAUGGUUAUUAGCUGUGCUUCACCUGAACAGCUUCACCUCUAACUUAUUUGGAAUCAUGGACUUGAAAACACACACACACACAUACAAUCGUUUCCCGUAUUAUUAGGUUUUGUCUUUUCUGGAUGCUGCUCACUGGCUCAGUGUCCUUUACCUCAUUUUUAAGAGAGAAAAUUGUUUGUUUUAAUGACGUGUCUGUGUUUUAUGGCUCACAGGGCCAGAAAUAGCAGUUUUAGGAGUUCCACGGUUCUGUGGUUUUGAAUUGUCUAUAUUAUAUGCGCUUUUUUUUUGGUAAAGUAAAUAAAAGAGAACAUGCUCUCUCCAUUCUUUUAAAAGCUUUCAGUUACUGAAUGCGCAAGUAUUAUUAAAUAAGACAUCAGUUUAUAGUCUAAUGACUACCAAGCCAGUUUAAGUUCACUUAAAAGGUUAAAAAAAAAAAAAAAUCAGUUUGACCCAAAAUAACAUGAACAGCUCUAUCCAUGGCUCCAUGAUUGGAAGCAAUUUAAGCGCAUCUCUGAUCCUGCUGUCUCAGCACCUCAUCAAAAUCCUGUCCUACUGAAUUACUGAACAGGGGAAAUGAGCCGGAACUGAAGUUUCUAUCAAUGUUUAAGCUUCACGUUAGGGCUCGAGGCUUUUCCUUGACAUGGUGUGUUUUAAAUGUGAGGAGAUAAUUGUGUUCCAGUCGAAUGAAAAGCUCAGCGAAGCACUAAUGCUGAAAGGAUAGCAAUACGCUGCGUCAAUCAGGCAGUCUUUUUAUAGCAGGUGCAGGCUUCUUUGCAGUUACGUGCACAACGGUGUCUAAAUACACUUUAAUGUUGUGAAUGAAUUUUACUCAAAGCACAGGAUGAGUUCAUAAAGAAAACUAGACUACCAUAUUAAAUCAUUCAUUUAGUUCCGGGAAGGAUUUCGCUUUUGUUUCUGAGCAUGAUCGCAGAAAUGAACGCAAAUUCAAACUCCAGAAUAGUCAAAGGAGCUUGGGCUUUUUCAAAAUGACCGUGUCACGUGACAUCACCACCUGCGUUCAUGGCAAUGGCAGCAAAUUCAAGCGUUUUUGGCCACAACAAUCACACGUUUUCCCUGUGAUUAGGUUUUACACAGAGUGCUGAAAGCAUAGAUUUCUGUGGAAGAAAUAAAUAGAAACAUUUGUGGGGCACGCUAUCACCACACUGAUUAGAUGAGCACCAAAUAAGCCUCAAUGUGGCAAAGCAAUAGCGGAUGAUGGAGGACUGACCCAUACCUGUCGUGUUACCCUGUGGUGUCUUUAAUGACAAUCUAAAUAAAUCAAAAUAUGAUGAUUUAGAAUAAGAAUUAUUUUAUAUUUAUUUAUUUAUUAGACACGCUUCUAUUUUAGAAUAACAAAGUAAUCAAAACUCUAAAAUAAUACAAAUAGAGCUAUAGGAAUUAUCUUGUGAUUAACUAAAUCAAAAUAAUUUAAUAUUUUAGCAUCUUCAAAGUAGACACCCUUUUUGCCUAGAAUUUCCAGAAAUGUAUUCUUGGUGUUUUCGCAACUGAUUUCUUGGGGAAUUCCCCUGAGAUGAUUUUUAAACGGUAUUAAAAGGAGUUAACACCUA